AUGGCCGAAGCCCUUACCAUAAUAGAGGUCGCCCUCUGCAUCACCGAAGUCGUCGAACGCCUCUGCAAAUACGUCUCGGCAGUCAAAUCCGCCAAAGAUGACAUCCGCAAGCUCACCCAGGAGCUCCUCGCCCUCAAAGGCGCAAUGGUCCACUUCCACGUCCAAAAUGAGCGUGGCCCGGAUAAUCCGCUACAUGAGCAGGCCCGCGCCAUGCUCAAAAUGACCCAGGAGACCCUCGACGCCAUACGAAAGAAGCUCGGCACGCCAAAGACGUCGUCCCUGGGCCGCGCCGUCCAGGGUCUGGCCUGGCCUUUUCGACAGGGCGAUAUUGAGACGUGUUUUGCUACCAUUGAGAGGGCUAAGACGUGGUUCAUUAUGGCCCUUAUGAGGGAUUCGCUUGAUACUACCGCGUCUGUUCUCUCCGAGAUGCAGAAGCUGACGGCGCUUGUCCAUGAGGACAUUGUUGCGCGCAAGACGGAUCGGAUGCUUGAAGAGACGGCUGAUUUGCUCCAGUGGCUUUCGCCCGUCGACAGCGAGGACAAGCUUGACAAGUCAGACGAAGCGGCCAGUCUUCUGGAUCACCGGGAGGUCGGGAUCGGCUCACAACUCGUCGAAGACCUGAGAACAUAUCCCAGCGACGAGGUCUCGGAGGAGAGCGACAACAUAGGCGUUGGUUUCCACUGCUGCUCCUUGGACGAUGCGGCAUCUCAAGCUGUUCCGAAUGUCUUUGGCUCCAUUCUGGCCCAGAUAGGAGCGACGAACCCCAGCAUCCUUGACCAUGUCCGGCCGCUGAGAAAAUCCGGCAACUCCCUCAUCCCGCAGAACAACUUGACUGUGGAGCAGAUCUACGACGUGAUGGGUGAAGCUCUCGAGCUAUAUGACAUCUUUUACCUCAUGAUUGACGCUCUCAACGAGACUAGCCACGAAUCUGUCAUUGUCCAGGCCCUUCUGCACCUUUGCUCCAAGCACCCCAACCUACGGGUCUUGGUUACGUGUACGCGAGAGCCGGUGCAGCCCGAUCCCAGCAUUUACGUUCGGCAUAUGAGUACACGGUCCAUUGAUAGUGAUAUUGAGGUGUAUGUGGAGAACCGGCUUUCUACCGAGCACAGCUUCCAGUCCCUGAGCGACAAGAUACGAGCCGAGAUCAAAGACAAAGUCGUGUCAGAGGCGGAUGGGACAUUCCGAUGGGCCAAGUUGUGCAUGGAUAGGCUUAGCACGCUUCGUACCGGAAGAGAUGUGCGACGAGUUCUGGUCGAUAUCCCGUCCACACUCAACGGCUUCUACGCCGGCAUCCUCACCCGUGUACCGGACCAAGACCGCAUCAUCGCUCGCGAGACCCUCGCCUGGCUCUGCUUCUCUCUCCGACCGCUUCGGCUCAAGGAGCUCGCCGAAGCCAUCGUCCUCGAAGAUGACGACGCGGACAUGGACGACGACAGCCGACUCACCGACCCCUCUGUCAUUCUCGAAAUCUGCCAGGAUCUAGCCCACGCACGAGACCACUACGUCACGCUCGCCCCCGACUCCAUCCGCACUUUCCUAUUCGCAGCGUAUCCGCUCCUCAACUACGCCACAGAUAUGUGGCCCAUCCACUCCGAGCGCUUCCCCCUCGCGGACGAAGACGAGAAGCUCAUCCUGGACUACUUCUUCGACACCAAGAAGCAGUCUCACGGCGGGCCCUUUGAGGCGUGGGUGCAGUUCGUCCUGCGCACGGCGGAUCUAGACGCCAUCCGGGACACGGAGCCGCUCUACUACGCCGCGUCGUUCAAUAUGACGUCCGCCCUGCAGUCGAUGCUGAGACCAGAGUACAACGUUGACGUCAAUAAGAGAGGUGGACGGUUCUCUUCACCCCCGCUGUUCGUGGCACUCUGGAGGGAUAAUAUCGAGGCUGCCAUGUUGCUGGUCAAGGCCGGGGCGGAUCCGGAUAUGCGGGAUACGAGCGGGCAGACUAGUCGGCGUUUGGCCAAGAGUCGAAAGCACCACGGUGUUGUCAAGCUCAUAAAUGAGAUGAUUCCGGUUGAGGCUCUGGAUAAGCGGGCGUCGAGCUAUGCUCCCGCACAAGCGAGACUGAGAAGCUAUAGAGAUGGAGAGUCCUAG
This is a messenger RNA of Colletotrichum phormii, 2094 nucleotides long. RefSeq names its product ankyrin repeat protein. Bases 1 to 2094 code for a protein of 697 amino acids. The record is from RefSeq and is a predicted model, not a curated record. The transcript is spliced from 6 exons. Gene Ontology annotation, molecular function: protein binding. Lineage: Eukaryota; Fungi; Ascomycota; Sordariomycetes; Glomerellales; Glomerellaceae.